CGAAUGGUUGGAGGGGGCCCGGGCUGUGCGGCCGGGGGGCGGUGCGGCGCGGCCUUGGUCCAGGAGCGCGCCUGGACGCUCUCGCAGCUGCCGGGGCGCUGGAGCUUGGAGCUUGCCACUCCGUGUCUCUCUAGCCGCUGUUGUCGUCCGCCGCAGCCUCUCUCUAGCUUUCCGCGCUACCCCGCAGUGCUCCGAACCCUGCGACUGGCCCAGGGCGUGCUCAGUUUCUCUGGACAGAGUGUCCCCGCGGCCCCGCGGCGAUGGCCACCAAGAUCGACAAAGAGGCUUGCCGGGAGGCGUACAACCUGGUGCGCGACGACAGCUCGGCCGUCAUCUGGGUGACUUUUAAAUAUGACGGCUCCACCAUCGUCCCAGGCGAGCAGGGAGAGGAAUAUCAGGACUUCAUCCAACAGUGCACAGAUGAUAUCCGAUUCUUUGCCUUUGUGCGCUUCACCACUGGGGACGCCAUGAGCAAGAGGUCCAAGUUCGCCCUCAUCACAUGGAUUGGUGAGAAUGUCAGCGGGCUGCAGCGAGCCAAAACUGGCACAGACAAGACCCUGGUGAAGGAGGUUGUGCAGAAUUUCGCUAAAGAGUUUGUGAUCAGUGAUCGGAAGGAGCUGGAUGAAGAUUUCAUCAAGAAUGAGCUCAAGAAGGCUGGAGGAGCCAAUUACGACGCCCAGACCGAGUAACCCCAGCCCUCCCCCUGCCCCUUGCCAAAGUCAUUUGCCUGCUCUCCGGGGGAGGGGACCUCGGCUUCAGCUACCAGCCCAUCAGGGAGAGGAGACGCAAUGAGAGGCAACAACCCACCACCCCGUCUGCGACCCAGCUCCCCUGCCCUGCUUCCCUCCUGAGUCCUGAUAUGUCCUAUCUCGCAAAGCUCAUGGAACAUCUUUCUUUUUUACCUUCUUUCUCUUUUGUCCCCCCCCCCGCCCCCCUUUCUUGUUCUGAAGAAAAAUCAUUGUGAUGCCAAGAUCAGAUCUUGGUGCCUCCUGCGGUGACAUCGUCAGAUCUGAGGCACCUCCCGUGGUGACCCCUUUCCCUGGCAUUUCUGCUAGCCUGCCUGGCCUCCUCUGCCGCAGCCUCGUGUUGCUCUGGAGCCCACGCCAGUGCUGCCGUCUUGGUUUUCCUCAGCUCUCCCACUCGCCCAGUGCUGAGGAGGCAGCUGUGCCCGGAGCCACGCUAUUGCCGGCGGCCGGCAUGAGCACACACGUUCGCCCCGCAUGUCAGGCUCAGACCUCCUGGAAUGUGCUCCAGGGCCCCUCCCCCACCUCAUUCAGAGUUGCCUAAGCUGCAGAGAUGGUGCUUGGUGGUGAGAGGUGUAGGCCUGACUCAGACCGAAAGGGAAGAGAGAAAA
Phyllostomus discolor (pale spear-nosed bat) is the source of this 1354-nucleotide messenger RNA. RefSeq names its product coactosin like F-actin binding protein 1 (gene COTL1). The coding region runs from base 261 to 689 and encodes 142 amino acids. The transcript has 4 exons. Gene Ontology annotation, biological process: regulation of actin filament polymerization. Lineage: Eukaryota; Metazoa; Chordata; Mammalia; Chiroptera; Phyllostomidae. Gene Ontology annotation, molecular function: actin filament binding. The record is from RefSeq and is a predicted model, not a curated record. Gene Ontology annotation, cellular component: actin filament; cortical actin cytoskeleton; site of polarized growth.